This is a messenger RNA of Zerene cesonia (dogface butterfly), 1685 nucleotides long. RefSeq names its product probable cytochrome P450 303a1 (gene Cyp303a1). Gene Ontology annotation, cellular component: cytoplasm; intracellular membrane-bounded organelle. Gene Ontology annotation, biological process: xenobiotic metabolic process. Gene Ontology annotation, molecular function: oxidoreductase activity, acting on paired donors, with incorporation or reduction of molecular oxygen, reduced flavin or flavoprotein as one donor, and incorporation of one atom of oxygen; iron ion binding; heme binding. The record is from RefSeq and is a predicted model, not a curated record. Lineage: Eukaryota; Metazoa; Arthropoda; Insecta; Lepidoptera; Pieridae. The transcript has 4 exons. Bases 136 to 1632 code for a protein of 498 amino acids.
GCAAAAUUACUGCAAGUCGUGAUGAUUUCAUCCAUCAGUUAACAUUUACUUGCAUAGCUAUAAGGUUAUGUUGUGUAUAUUUGGAUUUGGUUCCGCGUUUGACAGCUCUGCUUUCCGGUUUCAGUGAAAGUUAAGAUGUGGCUCACAUUAGUUGUUAUCGCCGCGAUAAUUGUUUUAAUACUUUAUUUGGAUACAGUGAAACCGAAUAAAUUUCCUCCCGGCCCGAAAUGGUUGCCAAUACUCGGUUGUGCGUAUGAAAUACAGAGAAUACGCGAAAAAAGUGGUUAUUUAUACAAAUGUAUCCAGAUAUUAACCGAUAUGUAUAGUCCAGACGGCUCCGUUCUGGGUAUUAAAAUCGGAAAAGAUCGGAUCGUUGUAGUAAAUAGCCUUGAAGCAAAUAAGGAAAUGCUUUACAAUGAAGACAUUGAUGGCCGGCCGAAAGGGAUUUUCUAUCAAACAAGGACCUGGGGAGAGAGGAAAGGGGUGCUGCUCACGGAUGGGGAUAUCUGGAAGGAACAAAGGAGAUUUCUUAUAAAGCACUUGAAAGAGUUCGGCUUCGGUAGACGGGGCAUGUCGGAAAUAUCGCAGUCAGAGGCAAGCCACAUUGUUAAAGACGUAUUCAAUGCGAUGGGAGAGAAAGGCAGCACUGAGGCAUAUAUGCAUAACUUCUUUAACACAUAUAUAUUGAAUACAUUGUGGACUAUGAUGGCAGGGAUCCGUUACGAACCUAGCGACCCAGAAAUGAUACUGCUCCAGCAACUUCUAUUUGACUUGUUCUGUACUGUCGACAUGGUUGGAUGCACUUUUAGUCACUUUCCAAUACUCAGCGUGGUAGCCCCAAAAGCUUCUGGUUACAAGAAUUUCAUUAUGACUCAUGAGAGAAUUUGGGAGUUUCUACGGGACGAAAUUAACAGACACAAGGCUCGGUUCGACCCGAACGUUGAAGAUAAAGACUUCAUGGACGUUUAUAUACGAGUGUUGAGGCAAUCAGGGGAGAAAUCGACUUAUUCUGAGGGACAACUUGUAGCUAUGUGCAUGGAUAUGUUUAUGGCCGGCACGGAAACUACGAGUAAGAGCAUGAGCUUCUGUUUUAGCUACUUGGUCCGGAAUCAAGAAGCUCAGAAGAAGGCACAGGAGGAAAUCGACAGGGUUGUCGGGAGGGACCGUGUACCUAGUCUAGAAGAUAAGGCCAACAUGCCAUACAACGAAGCCGUCCUCCAUGAAAGCGUUCGUCACUUCAUGGGAAGAACAUUUGGUGUCCCCCAUCGAGCCCUGAAAGAUACCACUCUCGCCGGAUACAGAAUUCCCAAGGAAACAAUGGUAGUCUCGAACUACACGAAUAUCCUGAUGGACGAAAACCUGUACCCCGACCCUCAUGAAUUCAAGCCAGAGCGUUUUAUAUCGAACGGCAAGAUCUCCUUACCAGACCACUUCUUCCCAUUUGGUCUCGCAAAGCACCGCUGUCUAGGAGACGUUCUGGCGAAGUGCAACAUUUUCCUAUUCAUUACCGCAGUUCUGCAGAGGUUCUCUGUACUUCCCGUGCCCGGGGAACCACUACCGUCCUUGAAGCACGUGGACGGCGCCACGCCAUCUGCCGCCCCUUUCAAGGCACUUAUUGUAAGACGGUAUUAAUAAGUAAACGUUAAAUUAUUGUGUAAUAAAUAUUGUUUAAAGCGAAUUUGUGU